AUGGCGUCACAUGUGAGAGCGGAAUCCGAGGGCGGCCCCGGGCGAAGAAUGGUCGUGGAUAAGGCAAUUAACCGGUUGAACGAGGUGGAAGAGAAGGAACCUGAGCCCGAGUUCGGAGACGUGAUCAAGAACGUCACGGUAGCGCUCGGUCGUGAGGCAGUGCUCUCCUGUAUCGUCGACAACCUCGGGACCUACAGGGUGGGCUGGAUGAGAGCAGACACGCAGACGAUCCUGAGCCUGCACAAACGAGUCGUCACACACAACAACAGGAUAUCGGUGACUCACGACGAACCCAGGACCUGGAACCUGCACAUCAGGAUGGUGAGGGAAUCCGACCGAGGCUGUUACAUGUGCCAGAUUAACACGGCUCUUAUGAAGAAGACCCUCGGCUGCAUCGAUGUGCAUGUUCCGCCGAACAUCAUCGACAACGAGACGUCGAGCGACGUGACGGUGCCCGACGGCGAGAGCGUGACGCUGGUGUGCGCCGCCCGUGGUUACCCGCAGCCCAAGAUCGAGUGGAAGAGAGAAGACAAAGAAAAAAUAGUUCUCCGAACAGGGCGGAAGGAGAGAAUGAAGAUGGAGGUCGUGGAGGGCGCUUACCUCAACCUCACCCGAGUCAACCGCCGCCAGAUGGGAGCCUACCUGUGCAUCGCCAAGAAUGAGGUCCCGCCAGCUGUCAUGAAGCGCAUUAUUGUCAACGUCUCGUUCGAGCCGACCAUCCAAGUACCCAAUCAGCUGGUCGGGUCGCCGCUGGGGUCAGACCUCGCGCUGUCGUGCAAGGUCGAGGCAUACCCCAAACCCAUCACUUUCUGGCGCAAGAACAACGAAAUAAUGAUCUUAGAUGGGCCCAAGUACAAAGUCCUGGAGUCCCACCGCUCGUACCACACCAACAUGACGCUGGUGAUUCGCGACCUGCAGAAGGACGACAUCGGGACCUACACCUGCAUGGCCAGGAACUCCAUCAACCAGGCAGAGGGCCAGAUCAGGACAUACAAGAUCGACCCCCCGGCGACGCACAGGCCCACCACGGACAAGGGGCCUCGAGGGGGGGACUCCCUCUCCCCCGCCAUCGAUCACAGUGCCAAAUCCUCUGGUUUACACAAGAACCGCGCCGAAGACAGCUACACGUACCAGGUCCCGGUGGACACCUCGCACACGCCCUAUAGCAAAGGCAAGCUCAAGGACCUGCAGCUGUACAACCAGGAGAACUCUGGUCACGGGCGGAAGAAGCCUCGUAAACCAGACAGGAGUUCUGCGUCUUCGAUGAUGACGUCACAAAGCAUCUGGGCCCUCGGUCUGUCUUACCUCGCGCUUCUCCAUCAUGCUCACUUGCUUUGAAUGGUUAUUCCCUCGCUAGCAUACCUCCCUCUAGGUUAAUCAAUCUCCAUGUUAUCUGUGUGUGAAUGAUCUCGUGAAGUGUUCCUAUCGUCGACGGACGACGAUCAGAAGACGAGGCCAUGGUCAGCCCGCCGACUCGAACAAGUUGUUCCCAAGUCUGUACCUCAACUAGUUUGUAAAGUCUCGAAGUGUUUUUGGAUCGAAUGACGCUUUCAUGAAAAUCCUCCAUUUCCUAUUAUUUUCUACCGUGAUGAAACACUUCCCUGCGCUAUUGUAUGUUUGCGUUCAGCGGCUGAUACUUUUAUUAGCAUGUAGCGGAUGGAUAACUGCUUUCACUGUUCGUCAGUCUGGAUCCAUGUAAAUACUAUCACAUUUAAAGGGAUGUGGCUCCAGCUUGCGGGACUAGACCUUACCAUUGUAAGGGUUUUUACCCCGUGUUAUGCGUCCCUCAUAAAAGUAAAUAAUAAAGACUGUAUGAGGAAUCCUACCAUUGACUUAGUCUUAAGAAGGACAUUUACAGCUGCUUCUGAUACCGAUAGAAAGCCAAAACAAGUUUCCAUCCGUCUCUUCCAUUCCCAGCGAAUGGUGCAUGUCAAAGAUACAAACCGCCGAGUGUUUCUGAGGGAAAAGAAGGGGAAUCUCUACACCAGAGUCCUCAUAAAAGUGCCGCCAAAACGUACUGCUCACGACUCCGCCUGUGCCCCAGCAACAUUACUAUCUUUCCGGAAUGUGACGCAAUCAGUGUGACUGAUCUCGCACCUGGACAUCAGAGCAGCAGUCAGUGGACUCUCAGUAUGAGUUUGGUAUUUUAAAAAUGCACGGGAGGUGCUUCAGGUGCGUCUGUGACAUUUGAAAAUCGCACCUUGUAAGACACUCGGCUCAAGAUUGUGACCAGAAUACCGCGUCUCUGCUCCAUAAUUUCCCAUAAAAUUACGCCAGGAACAAUUUAUUUCAAUAAUCUAUUUUAUUUUCUUGAUAGAGGUGUAUCAUUUCUUAUCAUAUGGACCAAAAAGAAAAAAAGAAAAAAAGAGAAAAAAAAUGUUAUAUUAGAAAAUGAUUCGUGUGAUACGAGUUUGUUUGGUCCAAACUCCUUGUACUUUUCUGCAAAUGAUCUCGGGCUACUUUAGCACCGCGCGCUUCCAUCAAGGCCAAAUAGUAACACAGGUAAUGUGAAACCAAGAUGAGAAGGAUUUAAUGAUUCACAGACUCAUAACCAGAAAAAAAAAGCAAAGUCGGUCUCCUCAGCACACGUCAUUCUACGCAGCAGAAGUGACAAUCCUCGCAAUUCUGAAAAGUCUGAGACUGGCUGAACUACAAAUCCUUUCAUGACUUUGCUAACAGGAUGGAAAAGUCUGUAUACUUGGUGCGUUUUCGGUUCCUUUUCUCCUUUUCAGUUCAUUUAGAAAGUGAAUAGUAAAAUUAUCCUGUUGAGCUUCUGUUCUCUCUCUCUCUC
This is a messenger RNA of Penaeus monodon (black tiger shrimp), 2791 nucleotides long. Its product is annotated as lachesin-like. Bases 1 to 1338 code for a protein of 445 amino acids. Gene Ontology annotation, cellular component: neuron projection. The record is from RefSeq and is a predicted model, not a curated record. The transcript has 9 exons. NCBI's taxonomy places the organism in Eukaryota, Metazoa, Arthropoda, Malacostraca, Decapoda, Penaeidae.